Molecule: messenger RNA, 773 nt
Organism: Theobroma umbraticum
Lineage: Eukaryota; Viridiplantae; Streptophyta; Magnoliopsida; Malvales; Malvaceae
Source: RefSeq, a predicted model, not a curated record
UUGAAAUUUUUUAUUAUACUGUUUUGUCUUAUGAAAAUAAAUGUUCUCGUGCGUUUAUUAAAUUAUUAUAAAUUUUUUUUUAUUUUCACGAACAUUAUUAAUAAAACACUGUUAAAUUGGAGUGUGUAUACCAUUGUUCUUAAAGAUACGUUCCAGUAUCAUUUCCUUCCCCUUUCAGAACGGAACUCUUCCUGUUACACUGAAGAAGGGAAGGAUGUGCAAGAACCCAAAACAAAGACAAAUACUACCCAAGCCAUAGUCUGUGUCUGUGGAGAAGUGCCUCCUAAUCCAAUUAUCAACUCCAACAGCGUCAAAAGUUUCAUUCCAUCUUUGCUUUAUAUUAAUGUCAAUCAGUUUCAGCAUCACCCAAAAUCAUCAACUUUGGUUCUCAAAUGUUCCCUGAGUGGAGCUGCAGGAAACAGCCAGCCUUCAGAAUCAGAGAUUCAGCAAAGAAGGGGUUAUGGAGUAGAUGGAAGAUCAGCUUCUUGUCCUGAAGAAGAAAGGAACAAAAAUGGCUUCUGAGAUUUUAGGGAAGAAGAAGAAGAAGAAGAAGAGGUGGCCCAGUGAGAUAGAAUGCACUUUACCAGGCUUAAGAAGUAGACUACUAGUGAGCUUACGUCCGGUGGCUUGGAUGGUUGGGUUUAUCCUAGCUUAGCUUAUCAAAGGGUAUUUAACCUAUACAAUACUUAUCUAAUAACAAGUCUGUCACCAAAAAUUUAACGUUGAUUGUGUAUAUUUUGUCUGAAGCACAAAAUGUGAUUAUCAUUAAUGUA